ACACCUGCUGGGUCUCACCUCGUCCCCCAUCCCCUGCCAGACUCUCCCCUGCCUGCUGGGUCCCUCUUCACCCCCCCUUUCUUCCGAGACACCUUCCUGGUCCCACCUCGCUCCCCCACCCUCCGUGUCCCACCUCACCCCCCCGUUCUCUACAAGACCCUCUCCGGGGUUCUGGCUUGUCCCCCCUCCCCCGCCAGACCCCCGCCGCCUGCCAGGUCCCUCCUCACCCCCACUUCCCUUUGAGACCCCCACCCUGCCAGCCGGGUCAUGCCUCGUCCCCCUCCCCCACUAGACCCUCCUCUGCCUGCUGGGUCCCUCCUUACCCCACCUUCCUUGGGAGAUCCCCUCCCGGGUCUCGCCUUGCUCCCUCACCCCAAACAGACCCGCCCGCCGGGUCCUACCUCACCCCACACCUUCCCUGUGAGACCCCCUCCCCUGCCCGCCAGGUCCAUCCUCGCCUGCCAGGUCCCUCCUCACCCCCUCUUCCUGGCAAGACCCCAUCCCUGCCAGCCAGCCAGGUCCUGCCUUGCCCCGUCAGAACCCCCCCGACCUGCCGGGUCCCUCCUCGCCCCCCUCCAGUGCCAGACCCUCCCCCGGCCGCCGGGUCCCUCCUUACCCCCCCUUCCCUGCGAGAACUGCCUCCCCGCCUGCAGAGUCCCACCUCACCCCCCUCCCUUACCUUACCCCCCCCCCCUGCACCUACCAGGUUCCUCCUCACACCCCCUUCCCCUUGAGACCCCGCUGGCCUGCCUGGUCCCUCCUCAUUCCCCCUCCCUCACAAGACUCCCUGUCCACUCUGUCCCUCCUCAUCCUAUCCCUCUCCCCAGGGAGAAGGGGGAAGAGGAGAGGAGAGAUGGGGUGAAGGGGGGGGAGCCUGGGGCUGGAGAGGCGAGGCAGGGAGCUAGCCUCCCCCAGGAGAAGCUUCAUCCUCCACCCAUGCUUUCCCUGUCUCUGCCACUUCCCUCUCAAAUGCUGAUAGAAAUUCCCUCUAGUGCUUCCCCUGUUCUCUCCCUGUCUGGCAGACUCUAGGGUGUCUCUCUGCAGGAAAAGGGCCUGGGGGAAUUGAGAUGUGAAAUGAACUAAAGCCUGUUCUGAAACCUCCACAACUGCCCUUCUCGCCCUGCCAGGCUGCAGAACGAUGCCCACGUCUCGCUCCAGCUCACCCUGUCCUCCCACGGGACAGGGGAGAGAAAUGCCAGCUCAGGGGCUGGUGACCUUCGAGGAGGUGGCUGUGUAUUUCACCAGGGAAGAGUGGGCUCUGCUGGACCCCGCUCAGAGAGCCCUCUGCAGAGACGUCAUGCAGGAGAACCAUCAGAAUGUGACCUCGCUGGGGUUUCCCAUUUCCAAACCUGAUGUGAUCUCUCAGCUGGAACGAAGGGAGGAGCUGUGGGUCCUGGAUCUCCAGGGCUCUGAGGAAGGAGAGAUCCCGAGAGGCGCCUGCGCAGCAGGUGCUGGGAUGGUGAAUGAGAACGAGGAGCUGACUCCGCAGCAGGAAGAUGCUGAGCAAGUGGAAGCGUGCAGGGGAUUAUCCCAAGGAUCCAAAGGGAAUGUGUCCAGGCGUGGUGUGAAGGGGAAAGCCUGUGAGAGCCAGCACAGGCCGGACAGGCAGCAGGGAAACCAGCUCAGGGAGAAAGUGGGCAAAUCCAUUAAUUGUCAGGGGCCUCACCAGGACUCCCAGGAAAUCACAGACCAGCAGGGAAUACCUACAGAAGAGAGAAAAAACACAUGCACUGAGUGUGGGAAACACUUCACUCUGAACUCCACCCUCGUUAGACAUCAGAGGAUCAACACGGGAGAGCACCCCUACCAAUGCUGUGAGUGCGGGAAACAGUUCAGCGAGAAAUCAAACCUUAUUACACAUCAGACAAGCCACACAAGAGAGAGACCCUAUGAGUGCUGUGAGUGCGGGAAAAGCUUCACUCGGCACUCAUCCCUUACUAGACAUCAGAGGAUCCACACCGGGGAGAGACCUUAUGAGUGCUGUGAGUGCGGGCAAAAGUUCACUCAGCGCUCAGUCCUUAUUAAUCAUCAGCGAAUGCACACAGGAGAGCGCCCCUAUACGUGCUGUGAGUGCGGGCAAACAUUCGCUCAGAGCUCAGCCCUGUUUAAACAUGAGAAGAUCCACACGGGAGAGCGCCCCUAUGAAUGCUCUGAGUGCGGGAAACAGUUCAGUGAGAGAUCAAGCCUUAAUAAACAUCAGACAAGUCACACAGAAGAGAGACCCUAUGAGUGCUGUGAGUGUGGCAAAAGUUACACUCGGAGCUCAUCCCUUAUUAGACAUCAGAGGAGCCACACAGGAGAGAGAUCGUAUCAAUGCUGUGAGUGCGGGAAAAGUUUCACUUUCAAAUCAAACCUUAAUAUACAUCAGAGAAUUCACACAGGAGAGCGCCCCUAUGAAUGCCGUGAGUGUGGGAAAAAAUUCACUUGGAGCACAGCCUUUCGUAAACAUCAGAGAAUCCACACAGGAGAGCAGUCCUAUGAAUGCCGUGAGUGCAGGCAAAUGUUCCCUCAGAGCUCAGCCCUUCUGAAACAUCAGAGAAUACACACAAGAGAGAGACUCUAUGAGUGCUGUGAGUGCGGGAAAAGCUUCACUCGGAGCUCAUCCUUUAUUAGACAUCAGAGGAUUCACACAGGAGAGAGACCGUAUCAAUGCUGUGAGUGUGCGAAAAGCUUUGCUUUCAAAUCAAACCUUAAUAAACAUCAGAGGGUCCACACAGGAGAGCGCCCCUACAAAUGCUGUGAGUGCGGGAAACAGUUCAGUGAGAAAUCAAACCUUAUCACACAUCAGAUAGGCCACACAGGAGUGAGACCCUAUGAAUGCUGUGAGUGUGGGAAAAGCUUCACUCAGAGCUCAGGCCUCUUUCAUCAUCAGCGAAAGCACACAGGAGAGCGACCCUAUAUAUGUUCUGAGUGCGGGAAAGCAUUUCCUCAUAACUCAGGCCUUAUUAAACAUCAGAGGAUCCACACAGGAGAGAGACCUUAUGAGUGCUCUGAGUGUGGGAAAAGCUUCACUGAGAACUCAUCCCUUACUAGACAUCAGAGGAUCCACACAGGAGUGAGACCAUAUGAAUGCUGUGAGUGCGGGAAAAGGUUCAGUUUCAAAUCAGACCUUAAUAACCAUCAGAGGAUCCACACAGGAGAGCGCCCCUAUGAGUGCUGUGAGUGCGGGAAACAAUUCACUUGGAGCACAGGGCUUAUUAUUCAUCAGAGAAUCCACACAGGAGAGCGCCCCUAUGAAUGCUGUGAGUGCGGGAAAAGCUUCACUCAGAGCUCAAGUCUCAUCAAUCAUCAGAGGAUCCACACACAAGAGCAGCCUGUGAAUCCUGUGAAAGCGGGAAAAGUUUCAUCCGGAGCUCGCACCUUAAUAGACAUCAGCGAUUUCACAGGCUAGAGACACACCAUAAAACUUUGUGUAGGGCAGAGAAAAGAUUUUUUUAAAGACAUUUGCUAAUUCCCACAUAGAGACUUUUUAGGGCUGUUUGCACCAUUUGCAUCACCCUCUUCUCUCAGCUCCCCCAGGUGAGUUGCCUGCUUUUCCUUUGGAGGUCGCCCUUCUCUGGGGUGAAUCCUGUGGUCCUUUCUACCAACUCCCUUCUCCUGCGAGUCAUCAUGGGAGUGUGUCCCUCCUGCCAGGAGUGUCCGUCAGCCCCAGGUGGGGGAAAUAGGGGUGACCUCAAGUAGCUACACUGAGCGAAAAUCAACCUGGGCUUUGUCUCCACUAGGAUUUUCCAUGGGGUCGGCCUGCUGGAGGUGGCGAUCCUAGUGCCAACACCCCGCUGUAUGUGCCGUGCUGACACAGCCCAGGCUGGGGUUAGCUCGCACCUUCCCCUUUGACCUGUCCUAAUCGACACCAAUUUUCAUAGUCUAGACAGGCCCUGAGCAUCACGUGUAUAUUGUCACCCCACCAGCAGAGCGAGUGUUAGUCACCAGGUUCCCCCUUUGGUGACAGAUUGUUUCAUUCCCAGUCGUUCUCACGCUGGUCCAAGUUGUGCUGGGCAGCAGUUUUUUUCUUUUUACCAUUUCCCUUAUUGAAAAUCUAUUUCAAUAUAACAAAGAGGAGGAGCAGGAGUGGGACAAAUGUAUCAUUUCGGCCUCUACGACACCGGAAGGAAAUGGAGUGAGUCGACGGGAUUCCCUCCUUCCCCAUCACCGUCACUAGGCCCGCUCACACCAGCAGCGCUGGCGUCCGUCUGAGCCACAGUGGAGCUUAUCCACCUAUAUUCUACCCCUCCACCUUCCAGAGAGUCUCUGCACUUCAUAGCAAAUUGAUCCUAAAUCCAACUCGUUCGGGCUGGAGAUGAAAGUGUUGCAGACCUGGAUCAGGAAUUCCAAUGGAUCUCAAACACAGUGUGUUUAAAUCCCCGUUUAAAUCCCAGUUUCUGUCUAUUGACAGAGCAACUUCUGGGCUUUUCCCUGCUGAGCUGAGACUGUUUGAAGAUGAGAAGGUCGGCAGUUUUUUCCUAUUAUGAUGAAGCUUUUUUUUUUUUCUAAAUAACAUGACUCCAUAAUAAUGAAGGGCUGUUGAGUGAAUCAGGUGUGAAUGGUUCAGAGGAGAAGGCGACAGGGGAAUCUGUUCUCCUGAUUUUUGAGUCAUCAGAUGUAACCUGCUCUGGAAUUUCAUUUUGUAUGAAAAAGAAUGUGACUUACACCGCUCUUUGUUGUGGGAUUUCUCUCUCUCCUGAAGGCCAUUUGAUCACAUAAUUUAAUAUUAAUUUAGUUGUCCAGGAUGUAGCUCAGAUUUAUCUGGGACUUUGGGAGAAAAUGACUGUUUGCUAAAAUAGUGCUUUCUUAUUUUAUUUUUGUCUUUCCCGCACCGCUGCAUGAGGACAUGGAAGAAGCUCAAGUGCAGUUCACUCACCAGGAGAGGAUGCUCUGAGCCAUCGGGUGUGCUACCAAGGAAACAGUAGUGGGUUUAGGUCUCCACUCUGAAAUGGUGAAGAACAGCGUGCCCCAGAUUGUGCAACUAACUGAAGUAACUGGGGGCGUGUGGCCUAUGAUUUAGGAAAUGCUGUCCUUGUCUGUGUUGAUGUGGAGAAACCAGAAAUGGCAUUUUUGAUGAACUUGCCCUUGGUAGAUGCUGCAAAUGUGCAUUGAAAUGAAAUCAGUGUUGUAUGUGGGAUAGCUGCAGAAUACGGGGAUUCUGAUGCUGGAGUGUUUCUAGUCCCUAACUUAGACCUGUGCUACCGGAUUAAAGAAAUAAAUUGGCUGUGUUUGGGGAAGUCAUUCCUCACUAACACUGCUCAUAAUUUGGGUGGUUUUGUAAAGGAUUCUAUUCCACAGGAGUGUUAAUGUACCCUGACGAGGCCAAGGAUUUGGCAAGAACUCCGUUUGAUACAGCAGACACCCAGUAGUUGAUUUUCGCCCCAGAGAGGAAGCUGUGUUGAACUAUGGUCCAGGUAAAACUUUUUGUUUGUUUUUAACACCGUUCCCUAAUUCACUGUCACUGAUUAGAGUCCCAAAUGUUACCAUGGCUCGAGUGGAAGGUCCUUCACUAUUUGGAUCCAUGGUUCUUUGAGACAAAGUGAGAACUAGCUGAUGCCUUCAGAGGAGAUUCCUGCCCCAGCCUGAUUGAGCACCAAGGACUUCCAUGUUGUUUGAUUCCCUCAUCCAUUACUGUCAUUCUGUGUGUCAGACUCCAGUUUCAGACUGCUGGAUAGACAAAUGUUGAGUCCUGAUUCUAUGCUGUUGUCACUUAGUUUUGCUCUUGUGUCUGAUUCAGUUGUACCACUUCGCAUGCACCUCCUGAUACUUCAAAAGAUUGGAAGGUGUGGAUAUAGAGCUGAGGUCCUUUUUCUCAUGAUGCAAACCUUCCCCCAUAGCAGGAGACCCCUUCCACCAACACUUACAUCAGAAGGAGCAGAGAUAAAUGAACUCUCAGGUGUGGAAAGCUCCUAUGCUGGUGUAGACCACAUUUACACAGUGCUCACGUGGUGGAAAUGGGGCUUAAAAUGAAACUAACCUGUAUGAUAAGAUUUCAUAAUCUUUGACUAUGUUCUUUUUACCAGUGAAAAUGAAGUUAAUUAUUGGUUAAAGCCUAAUUUAGUGAUAACCUGAAUUAUAGUGGAACACUGUGACUUACAUUGGUUUGUUUUUUGUUAUCCACCACUUCCUAUAUUACUAACCUUAAAAAGUUUAUUUGAUGUAAAACACCCUUUGGACUAAGGGGCUCUGAAGUACAAUAUCCCUCCAAGGCUGAGAUGGGGGAACGUAAGAGAGAAAUAGUGUACUGGAGAACAUAGACACAGACAUCAGCUCUUUCUAUUUCAAAUGUAAUUUGUUUUGACAAGCUCUAAAGUAAAAUCACUUAAGGAGACAAGUUGUGUAACCUUUUACCCAAUUAGACUGUAUGGGUCACUGAGUUCCCCUCUUCUCUGCAAAGCGAAGAGUAUAAUGUCUGUCAGGAGAUGGCCACGGUUCUUUUUAUGAAUGAUAAUGGAAGCAUGAGGCAAGAGGUAGUUUGGUUUUGUGUGUUGGGGAGGAGGGAGUUGGCUGCCCAUUAUUUUUAUGGGAGCUGAGACCCCUUUUCGUUUUUUAAGGAAGCCCAUUGUCACAGCUCAGCCUUUUAACCCUCAAGCCAGGCUAUGGAAACCUCCCCAAAACUGUCCUUAGAUGUCAUUCAUUUUUGAGAUCUUUGGGAUUCAGCCCUCCACAGUGCAUGUGGUUCACAGCAACCAGUAUUUUAACAAAACUGUGUGUUUAAUGGGACUUUUCCAAACUGACGAUAGCCUGAAGUCAGCCUCACUUGAAAUGGAUCAGGCCACAUUGUCUGUACCAAUGCAUAAUUCACACCUGAUUUGCCUGGUGACUUCAGGGGAGUGACCACAAUGUGGGGUGAUCUGGAAUUGUCAACCAUGAAGACCAAGGUAAAGGUGGAAGCCCUUUUGCACCAGGAACCUGUCUAAGAAAGACAUUCCAGGACUCCCAGACCGAUCCCGUCUGGAGAAGGAAGUUGUAACAUCAACACCAGGCUGUGCCAGCCUUGACCUGUCUCCUCUUACCUGAGAGCACUUGCGAAUGUGGAGUAUUGAGCCGGCGACCCCAUCGCCUGGUUCCUUGACUGCAGCUCUAGAUCCUACUCCGUGGAAGUCCAAAGAGCUGCAGAGUUGGAUUCAUUUGUCAGUUUCAAUAUCUGAUUGUUACUUGUUCUAGUUUUUAUCAACUGGGAGCCAUUCCAUCCUUCCUGUUCUACUCCGGUGGUACAGUGGGGUCAGUGCGUGCAGGUGUGUAUGAAACCUGUCGCAUCCAUGCAGGAAAGGAGCUAAAAGGAAUAAUUCCCAAACCUAAAUAAUCCUAAAAUGCUGCCCUACAAUGUCAGUGCACACAUGCUCCUCGUUCUGUGAAAGUGGUCAAAGAACCUAAGCUGUCGGAUACAUACUGUUAAAAUUCUGUGUAUUAAGGUCUGUGUCCGUAUUAAGGUUUUUAUCUAUAGAAGCCACUGGGAGAAGGUUAGCCACAGACUGGUGAGAUCUAAGGUGGAAGCUCUGAAGUUGUGGCUUAAAUGUGAACAAUAAUUUGGUGUUAGAACUGAAAUAUUCAAGCAGCUGAGUGUGGAUCGCACGGCCUGGGUGAAGUUCUGUGAUUGGGAUUAAUAACUAAAUGGACAGCUGCCUCCUCGGUUCCUGUUUCAGGAUUUAACAAAGGUUCAUUUUCUGCUGUAUUGUUGUGAUAAUUUGGCUAAAGUGAUGACUUGAGUCCAAAGCAAGAUCGUUAUUCACUGACGGAUUUUCUGAUCUGACCUGAACGUGAUCACUGUGUUGUACACUCGAGAGCUAGCUGGGUGGUGUUAAUAGUUUAGGGUUAGUGAGCUGUGUUCUUCAUUUUAUUUGUUUCUUCAUUUUAAUUAAAUGUAUAAAAGGGA
This is a messenger RNA of Chelonia mydas (Green sea turtle), 7858 nucleotides long. Its product is annotated as zinc finger protein 883. Gene Ontology annotation, biological process: regulation of transcription by RNA polymerase II. The transcript has 4 exons. NCBI's taxonomy places the organism in Eukaryota, Metazoa, Chordata, Testudines, Cheloniidae. Gene Ontology annotation, cellular component: nucleus. The record is from RefSeq and is a predicted model, not a curated record. The coding region runs from base 1139 to 3391 and encodes 750 amino acids. Gene Ontology annotation, molecular function: DNA-binding transcription activator activity, RNA polymerase II-specific; RNA polymerase II cis-regulatory region sequence-specific DNA binding.